GAACCGCGAGCGCCGGGGGCUGCCUCGCCCCGAGCCGCGCUGGCUCCUCCGGGCUCCAGGAGGCGCCGUGGCGCAGCGCGAGGCCGCUAGGCUGCGGCUAGAGCGGAGCCCCGACACCCUCCCGCCCCCGCGCAUAUGGAAGGAAGCGGCGCGCGCAGGCCCGAGAGCCCGAUGGCGCUGAAGGAAGGUGCCGCGGGCGCCGCUGCCUCCAGGGAGCUGCUGUCCGUGGGGAGCGGAGGAGGUAGUAUUCAUGACACACUGUUGAUUAACUCAAAACAUGCUGGCAAAAAGGUCACAAAUUUAGAGACAGUAAGGAUACCAAGAAGUAACAUUUUGGACAGAGUUCAGAGCUUUCUACCGCAGAUGGCCCUUGCAAACAAUGAGCUAAGAAGAGAAAUGGCAACAGCACCAGCUCAUCAGUUUGAUAUUGAAAAUCUAGACAGCUGCCUUGAAAAUAUUAUAGAGAUGAAUGUAGCCUUGGUUGAAUUAAGUGGUUCUGACACGGAUGAAGAAGAAAUAAUUUCAGAAGACAGCUCAGAAUCUGAAGAGGACAGUUGUGCAACUGAUGAAGUUACCAUAGACACGAUAAAACUUCCAAAACAAAAAGGAGAAAAGGGCAAAAUAGAAAUUUUGGACAGCAAAGUGAAUGAGUAGAUAGAACUAUUUUCAGAUUUCCAUUUCUGAAUGUAUCAUGUCCUGACUACUUUGAAGGCUUGACCCUUAGAAAACUAGCCAAUUUCCAAGUAUGUGUCACCUGGAAACUGGCGAACUCCCAGUCACUUAUGUCACUGGAAGUACUGUGUUUAGUAGGGUGGAGAGUUUCUUAUGGCUGGGAGAAAAGCUGGAGCUCUUAGGACUAAAUCCUGACCUAUCCCCCAAGCUAUAUAGAAAUGAGUUGCAUCAGGAGGUCAGGGUGGGGAAGAAACAGCAUGAAACUUAGUAAUUUGAGAGGCUGCACUGUAAAGAUUGGCAAGAAAUGUGAAGUUCUUGGCCUGUUGCGAGGUGAAGAACGGGUUACUAGGGUGUGGGGUACUUACUUCAGGAGAGGGAAAUAAGUAGAUUAGAGGAAAACAAAGCUUGUGUUUUGAGAUGAGAAUAAAUAUACUAAGAUAUUGAAGUAUUAUAUACUUGUCUUCACUAGCAAGUACUAAAAACGAGCACACAGUGCUUCAAGAGUUAAGUCUAAGGAAAUAUGCCUAAUUUAUUCUUGCCUCCUUAAUUUUAUAGGGAGCAAUUUGGGCUAUUUUACUGUAUUUAGUUUAGACAUGUUUUGCUUUUCAAAUUAUGCAUCUGAAUGCCUUUGUAGAUUAUAACUUGUUUCUCAAAGAAACAGUAUUUUGUAUAAUAAUUUAAGGUUAUAUUCUUACUGUAUUUACUUAGCUACAGAAGAUUGACUACCAAGCUACAGUUAAGCACAGGAUUAAAAUUAAUUAUUUAAAAUUAUAUUUUUAUUCUGUUUUUCUUAAAGAUAACCAUUUGGAACAUUUGGUCAAGAUGAUCAAUACCAUUUCUAAGCUUUGUUGAAGAGCAUGUCCCCUUAUCUGUCUUUAUUAAUAGGAAAAAUAAAAUCUUACUGCCAUCAAUUGCUAUUGUGAUUCAAUUUAUGGGUUAUUUUAGCUAAAUUAUUAGUCCAAAGCAGGUCCUUUGACUCAUGUUGGUAGUAAUCAAUCUUUCUGAAAAGCAGCAGCACUUGGGAUAUGGGCUUUAUAAAGACACAAUACUGAGAUGGUUAGUUUCCACUUAUGAAUUAUGGUACAUUAGAAUUAAACUGUCCAAACAGUUUUAAAUCUGGAGGGAAGCUGGCCUAAGAUGCAACACUGGACUGCUAGUCUCACGCAUCACUUUAACGUUGCUUCCCACUGGAAGGAGAUUUAGACAUGCCAAUUUUACUCAGCACAGCUAUUUAAUGACCCAUAUCUAUACACAAUAUUCCUUGUGUCUCUGGCUGUUGUAUCAAAGAACCUCCUAAAUAUCAGUCAACUAACAAAAUCCAAGGCAGUUGGGGAACUAGUAUAGUUGUCUGUUGAAGGUACUGUUUCUAUGGUAAAUUAAACACUUCAGGUACCUUUAUUUGGAUAGCCUGGAUACUGUUUUAUACUAAGGUUUGCAGUGGCAUCUUUAUAGACUAAUUUUACUCAAUUGUAUUUCAAAUACACUUUGUCUACAUGCCAAGUGAAGGAAUUAUGCGGUGAUUUAAUGGUACAUUGCACAAUGUGGAUACAGCUUGUUUAUAAUGUCACACUUCAUAAACCUUGAUUAAUGGUUGUGUAAACUGUGUCCAGAACUGAAUAUUUAACUGUUGACCAUGUUUAUGUGCCUGGUAAAUUGAAGGUAAAAAAUUGUCUUCUGGCUAGACCACUUUUACUACAAAAACAUAUAUUCCACAUUAACUUGUGUCUAACAUUGGGCUAUUUAAGUAGGAAAAUAAUUACAUAGAACUAACAAACAGAUAAUUUUGUUCCUGUUAUACCAGCUAGAGAUGAGCCAAAAAAAAAAAAAUCGGUUUUUGGGUUGGUAGCUGAUCUGGAAAAAAACAACAAAAUUGGUUCAUUUCAAACUGACACAAUUUGUUUUUUCUUGCCAAAACAAAAAAAUGUUGUUUGAGUCAAUUCUAACUGACACUUUAAAACAGUUUAAGACUUUAAAUAUUUUCCUUUAAAAGAAAAAAAGGAAAAAAAACCCAAACCCAGCAGCAACUAUUUGCUAAAUUUACACAUGGCUUUGGUCUCACCAAAACUAGUUUUAAGGAAACUUACUUUUCACUAAAAAUCUUCACUGGCUGUAAUACCUGUUUUCAGAAGGUGCAUACAUUUUGGAACAUUGUUCAGCUGAUCUCACAAACUGAUUAAAAAAUUGGUUGUAUCACGCUGUAGCUUUGUGGUACAGUAGUUUCUCUUAAAACGUUUCUUGAAGUACAGAAUGUGCAGUUAUGUUCAUUAUCUUGAAAAACACUUGGUCAUUAUGUCAGAUAUCCUUUCUAUUUAGUACUUGACAAGUAAAAAUACAAUUAAUAUCUGACUUUAUAGCAUAGUAACUGCCUAAUGCCAUAAUCUUGCAUUAAAUUCUCCUUGAGGUAACACAAGUGUAUGUAAUGUGAAAUAAUUAUGCCACAUACAAUAGUGAUAGCAGACACAGCUGGUUUAAAUUUAUUAAUAUAACCACCAUUCACAAUCCCAUAUAAAUUGCACAUUCCACAUUGGCAAAAAGAUUGAAGUUAUUGAAAAUAUUUUCUGCUUAAUAUUCAUAGUUUAACAAAGAUCAUAGUAAGUGCACUUUCUUGCAUUUAUUUACAUUUUAUGGCACUAAGGUUUCCUAUACUGCUGAAAAGUCAGAGCUGUAUACUUUUGUUGAAAAACUUGAUCUGUUUUAUAAAAAACUGUAUAAUGUGCAUUUUAAAGUACAGUUUUAAGAGAAGCUUAAUGACUAAAUGUAUGUUAAAAGGUUUUAAAUGAUCAUGUAAAAUACAUCUUGUAUUAAUAAAAAAUUUAGGCACAUCA
Molecule: messenger RNA, 3497 nt
Organism: Mauremys mutica (yellowpond turtle)
Lineage: Eukaryota; Metazoa; Chordata; Testudines; Geoemydidae
Gene: NOPCHAP1
Product: NOP protein chaperone 1
Exons: 4
Coding region: 136-654 (172 amino acids)
Biological process (GO): box C/D snoRNP assembly
Molecular function (GO): box C/D methylation guide snoRNP complex binding
Source: RefSeq, a predicted model, not a curated record